UGAAUCUCGCGAUAAAGACUUAUUGUCUCGCGGGACCGCGGCUGGCAGACGGGCUUUCAGGCGGCCCUGGCCGGGGAAGAGGAGUUGCAUGUGUCGCUUCAGCUGGCGGUAGUGGCGGGAGCGGAGGCGGCGGGGGUUGUGCGACCGCCCGGGUUUGGGAGAUGGCUGCUGAUAUUUCUGAAUCCGGUGGGCAUGAUUGCAAAGGAGACCCGAGGGGCAAUACCAAGUUAGAUGCAGACUACCCACUUCGAGUCCUUUACUGUGGAGUCUGUUCAUUACCAACAGAGUACUGUGAAUAUAUGCCCGAUGUUGCUAAAUGUCGACAGUGGUUAGAGAAGAAUUUUCCAAAUGAGUUUGCAAAACUUACUGUAGAAAAUUCACCGAAACAAGAAGCUGGAAUUACAGAGGGUCAAGGCACAGCAGGGGAAGAGGAAGAGAAGAAAAAGCAGAAGAGAGGUGGAAGGGGUCAAAUAAAGCAAAAAAAGAAGACUGUGCCACAAAAAGUUACGAUAGCCAAAAUUCCUAGAGCAAAGAAGAAAUAUGUAACAAGAGUAUGUGGCCUUGCAACUUUCGAAAUUGAUCUUAAAGAAGCACAAAGAUUUUUUGCUCAAAAAUUCUCCUGUGGUGCCUCAGUAACAGGAGAGGAUGAAAUCAUCAUUCAGGGAGACUUUACAGAUGACAUAAUUGAUGUCAUUCAGGAAAAAUGGCCAGAGGUGGAUGAUGAUAGCAUUGAAGAUCUUGGAGAAGUAAAGAAGUGAUUUUGAAAAUUUGUCUCUAUUUAAUGAUCUGAACUGAGAGUUGAUAUGGCCAAAGGGAGAGAGGCCUUUUAAAAAUAUAUAUAUUUAUCCUACAGUAAAACUGUAGAUUACCCUCACCCUUGGCAUUUUCACUGUUCUGUAUAAGGCUGCUUCUUUUUUUUAUUGCCAAAGUCUAAUAAACAGGGGAGACUGUCAUGCUUAUGCAUGAAAUAGAAUUUAGUCAAAUAAAAAUUUUUGGUCAUUUGGUACUGACUUUUCUCUUUCUGUUAUUAACUUUUUAUUUUUGGAAAAACACUAGAUUUUUUUGUGCAAAACUUUUCUGUUUAUUAUCUUAAUCAUGAUUUAGUGAAAUCAUGAUUUAAAGCUGAGUAAUAUUUUGAAGAAUUUGAAUUUUGGCUUCAUCACCAUUAAUAAUUGUCUCCUUGCUUCUUUGGUGUGAUAGUUUUGAGAUGCUUGGGCAUCUGAUAGAUUUGUGGUUGAAUUUGCUUCAUUGUUAGCAACCAAGUCCACUUUGUGGUCACAUUAACUUAAUGUUGGUAGGACUUGUUCACACUCUUCUGGAGAUUAUUUGGUAAAGUAUAUUAAAGCCUUAAAACCAUCUGCAGUCUGACCCAGUAAGCCACUUAGUUGACAUUAUCCUAAAGAUAGAAUCAUUCUUGCUUAAAACUGUGGGUGAGGGUGGUCAUCGCAGUGUUCCUCAUAAAUACAAAAAAAUUGCAACUGAUACAAAUGAACAAUUGGGAAAUGGUUAAAGAAUGAUGGUGCACCAUAUGGUAAAAUAUUAUGCAUAUAUUUUUAAUAUUUUCCAGAAAUACUUGGGAAACCUGUUUGGUGAUUUUAAGUGGGGGGGUGGGCAGACCCCAAAUUCAUUUUAUAUGUUACUAUUACUGUUGUUUUGAGUGGAAGGUCAUUCAGAGAUGCCGCCGAGUUCUUGUUCUGGCUAUCAAUUCUGGGAGUGAAAUCCUGUAGCCAGUUGAAAAGAAUAUACACCAAUACUCAAUAUAUAUAUGAAAUCUGGGAAAUAGCAAUUGAAAUGAGUCUUCCUCAGAAGAGAAACAGUGACAGUGAGUUUUAAUGAAUGCACUGAAUGAAUUUAAACUUUGUUUUUAUAAAGGUCUUAAGUUAGGCUCUGCAAAUUUAAAAGAAAACCCCUGGUAUUUUAAAUCGCUAUAGACACCUUUAAGAAAUUCAGAACCCAUUGUUUAUUGCCAUGCAAAUUACAACCUCGAAUGAAUGUUUUUUUUAAAUAAUUAAAAUCUUAGGAAAAAAUGUGUAAUAAAGAUGCAAAUUAAGAAAACGAAAUUCUGCAUUAACUGUGAAUUUUACUAAAUAGUAGGAGUAUCUGAUGAAGCAAAUUUAUCCAUCAAGACCAUUUGGUAUGUGUUGUGUAUGUAUUCUGUUGGUGCUGGAAGAUGUCUGUGCCUGUAUCAACCAUGUGACUUCAUGUAAAGAUUCUCAAUGUUCACAGUUCUUGGCAAAUGCAGUUUUAAUCCAUAUAAAGCCAGCAGUGGAUGUUACUGCAGGAUAAUGGAGGAUUAAAAUUGUCCUUGUGUAUAA
Messenger RNA from Lutra lutra (Eurasian river otter), 2315 nucleotides. It is a transcript of the gene DENR, whose product is annotated as density regulated re-initiation and release factor. The transcript is spliced from 8 exons. Bases 162 to 758 code for a protein of 198 amino acids. Gene Ontology annotation, molecular function: mRNA binding; translation initiation factor activity. The record is from RefSeq and is a predicted model, not a curated record. Gene Ontology annotation, biological process: translation reinitiation; formation of translation preinitiation complex. Lineage: Eukaryota; Metazoa; Chordata; Mammalia; Carnivora; Mustelidae.